AUGCCUUUGGACGACCAAAUCCGCACUGCGAAAGCAGUCCAGUAUCAGAGAGUGAUGAACAGGCCGGUGGUCACUACUCAGGGUGAGUUAGAAGAGGGUUGGGACCGCGUCGAGAGCGCGAUGGCACCGCUUCCAAAACCACGUCCAUGCCCUCCGAAUGACAGGUUCGAAGCCUUCCGUAGGGCAGGCAUCCUCGACACUGCAGCGCGAUUCACUCCCUGCGACCAACACACACAACCCACGGACCUCGCUCGACGGAUUGGUGAUUGGGAGCGUGAGUGCCCACCAACCAUUGAUAGGUACUCGGUAGGCGAUCGACGACCAUGGAAACCUCCAUCGCCAAUCUGGGCUCCUGCUGUGUUCCCUAAGUGGCCAUCGUGUCCACCGUCAAGUUCGCCUUCACCACCACCGAAGUACCGGUUACCACCACCGUCAUAUAGGGCACCACGGCGAAAGCCACAAUUCACACUAGGACGAUUCAAGAACCUUGACUUACAUUCCACACCUAAAUCAUCGCCCCCAGAUUCUGCCCCCAAGUCUUCCAAUGAUUCGCAGUUCAUCCAGAAGAAGCCUGAAAGGGAUGGACUCCGCCAACAUCCUCCUGUGUCAUAUUUGAUAGAACAGUUUAAGCGAGAUGGUAUCGUAGGGAACCUCACGCAAGCCGACGCUCUACGAAGUGAGAGAGAAGAACGAGAGCGGACACAGAAAGAGGAACGAAAACGAAAACCCAGGGAGGAGGAAGAGCGGAAGGACAGUGAUGUUCCCGAGUGGCUCCGAAAACUCCUGAGGAAGAAGCGACAAGAAUAUCCGGAGCCGUGGGAUAUAUUUAGAAAGGACUUCAGUUUCGGCCCCAAGACAAAGAAAGAUGAGGGUGAUGUUUACCGGCCGCCUGUUAGUCCUCGUUCUUCGUGCAGCUCACUUCCCGACCUUUCUCCAGAGGUUCGCGGCAGAUCCUUGAAGCGCCAGCGUCACGAUUCUUCCAACGCCAAUGUGGCGGCAAAGUCACCACGCGACCGAUUACACUCAACAAGCUCACCUAUCCCAAUUCGACGGCCUCAGCACAAUCCAUCAGUACCGGGGCCUUUCUACAAGGGAUUCGGAACGCUAGACGCCCACGAAAGUCAGCGUGUCGACUUUGCCCUGCCCAGUCCACCAGAUGUUGUCCACAGCACAGAGCACAAUGUACGACACGUAACCUCUGACUACAACCCUGACGACGUUGUGGACCACUCUAAGACAUACAAACAUGGUUCCGCUCAGGGUGUUGAAAGACAACACGCACUCACACCUCCAGUGCGUCGCCCUAGCUACUACGGGGCACAAAUGAGGCGCCACCUCGAAACCGUCUUUGGCCAACAAGGGAAGCUCAAAGCUAACGCGGAGGAAGCGCAAAAGGCCCUGGAUGAGAAAGUCAGAAUGAAGACCUGUGAGCUCCAACGUAAGCCACGGACAACGAGGGAUCAUCCACCUGUCCUCGACGAUGCUAUGUCCAGGAGCGCUACAGCGGAGUCUUCGACUUCGAUGAGAACACCACCGCUCAGUCCCCUGACUAAGACGGCUCCAGCUCAGUCCUCGAUCUCAACGAGAACGGUACACAGUGAACGGCCUCGAAGACGGUCCUAUGUGGCCAGAUGUGCCAGCUCAGACAGAUUUCUGCGCACUGUUCGGGAGAGCGCUGAGAAGAGGUUGCGGAGGCAGCUUGAAGAGAGGAGUCGCAUGAUGGAGGAUACACCGUGUCCUUGCGACACGGAUAAAGGAAGGGACUGGAUAGGGGAUGAACCGUUGUGAGUUGAAAGUUCGUUUCACAGAUCAUG
Messenger RNA from Macroventuria anomochaeta, 1814 nucleotides. RefSeq lists its product as uncharacterized. The coding region runs from base 1 to 1788 and encodes 595 amino acids. Lineage: Eukaryota; Fungi; Ascomycota; Dothideomycetes; Pleosporales; Didymellaceae. The record is from RefSeq and is a predicted model, not a curated record. The transcript has a single exon.